UUUUUGCCGGUACAGCGCGGGAGGGCGGUGCAUGCGCAGUGCCGAAGGGUCCCUAGGCCUGCCUUGAGGGAAAGCGGGGGAGAAGUCCUCUGUGUGGCGGCGGGCUAGAGGCUGAAGAAGAGCGCAGGAGGAGGCAGCGGCAGAGGCACAUACUGACGUAGAAAUUCAUGCUCUUCUGCUGGGAAUAUUUUUAAGGCACUUUUUUUCUCAUGAGACACUUCUGCAAUCAGUAAUUUUAGAGCAUCUGUAUUUAUCAUCAAGAAAAGUAUAAAGACAAGGCGUACAAAUGUCUACCACAAGACUAAAGUGUGACAUGUUAUGUUCUUUACCAUAAGCAACCAUAAAAUGAGCUCCAUUGCAGACAGAGAUGAUGGUAGCAUUUUUGAUGGUCUCGUGGAAGAAGAUGACAAGGAUAAAGCAAAGAGAGUAUCAAGAAACAAGUCUGAAAAGAAACGCAGAGAUCAGUUUAAUGUUCUCAUCAAAGAGCUGGGAUCCAUGCUUCCAGGCAAUGCUCGGAAGAUGGACAAAUCCACUGUGUUGCAGAAGAGCAUUGACUUUUUACGGAAGCACAAAGAAAUUACGGCACAGUCAGAUGCCAGUGAAAUCCGACAAGACUGGAAACCCACAUUCCUUAGUAAUGAAGAAUUUACUCAGUUAAUGUUAGAGGCUCUUGAUGGUUUUUUUCUCGCAAUCAUGACAGAUGGAAGUAUAAUAUACGUAUCAGAAAGUGUAACCCCUUUACUUGAACAUUUGCCAUCUGACCUUGUGGAUCAGAGUAUAUUUAAUUUUGUCCCAGAGGGAGAACAUUCAGAGGUUUAUAAAAUAUUGUCCACUCAUUUGUUAGAAAGUGAUUCAUUGACUCCGGAAUAUUUAAAAACAAAAAAUCAGCUAGAAUUCUGUUGCCAUAUGCUCCGUGGGACAAUAGACCCCAAAGAGCCUCCUACAUAUGAAUAUGUAAAAUUUAUAGGAAACUUCAAGUCUUUGAGUAACAUGCCUAACUCUGCACAUAAUGGUUAUGAAGGAACCAUACAGCGGCCUCAUAGGCCUUCUUAUGAAGAUAGAGUUUGUUUUGUAGCUACAGUUAGGUUAGCUACACCUCAGUUUAUCAAGGAAAUGAGCACUGUUGAAGAACCCAAUGAAGAGUUCACCUCUAGACAUAGCUUAGAAUGGAAGUUCCUUUUCUUGGAUCACAGGGCACCUCCAAUAAUAGGUUAUUUACCAUUUGAAGUGUUGGGAACAUCUGGCUAUGAUUAUUAUCAUGUGGAUGACUUAGAAAAUCUGGCAAAAUGUCAUGAACACUUAAUGCAAUAUGGAAAAGGGAAGUCCUGUUACUACAGAUUUCUUACAAAGGGGCAACAAUGGAUUUGGUUGCAGACUCAUUACUAUAUCACUUAUCACCAGUGGAAUUCUAGACCAGAGUUCAUCGUAUGCACUCACACAGUAGUAAGCUAUGCAGAAGUUCGAGCAGAAAGGCGGCGUGAACUUGGUAUUGAAGAAUCUCUUCCAGAAAUAGCAGCUGAUAAAAGUCAAGAUUCAGGUUCUGACAAUCAUAUAAAUACAGUAAGCCUCAAAGAAGCAUUGGAGAGAUUUGAUCACAGCCCCACACCUUCUGCUUCUUCUAGGAGUUCAAGGAAAUCCUCUCAUACUGCAGUUUCGGACCCUUCAUCUACACCAACAAAACUGACCAUGGAUACUAGCACUCCUCCAAGGCAGAGUUUGUCCACUCAUGAAAAGUCUGCACAAAGAAGGGCGUCGCUUGGUAAUCAGUCUUUAAGUUCACAAUCUGUUGGACAACCAUUAGCACAACCAAUAAUGCCCCAACCUACAACUCUGCAGAUUCAGCAAGGCAUGUCUCAGCCUAUGCUUCAGUUUUCUGCUCAACUAGGAGCCAUGCAGCACUUAAAGGACCAACUGGAACAAAGAACGCGAAUGAUAGAGGCAAACAUUCAUCGACAGCAAGAAGAGUUGCGUAAAAUUCAGGAACAGCUCCAAAUGGUCCAUGGUCAAGGCCUCCAGAUGUUUUUGCAGCAGUCAGCUCCUGGAUUAAACUUUGGUUCUGUGCAGCUGACUUCUGGAAACCCAUCGAACAUUCAACAGAUUACACCACUUAACAUGCAAGGUCAGGUUGUUCAAACAAAUCAGAUCCAAGGUGAUAUGAACACGGGUCAUAUUGGUACUCAACACAUGAUACAGCAGCAGCCCCUGCAAAGUACCACAGCUCAGCACAGUCAACAAAAUGUUCUGAGUGGGCACAGUCAACAGACUUCUCUUGCUUCUCAGUCUCAGAACACGCUUUCAGCCCCCCUGUAUAACACUAUGGUGAUUUCUCAGCCAGCCACAGGAAAUGUUGUUCAAAUUCCUUCUACUUUACCACAAAGUAACAACCAGAAUGCUGCCAUUACCACAUUUACCCAGGACAGACAAAUCAGAUUCUCUCAAGGCCAGCAGCUCGUAACAAAACUAGUCACUGCUCCUGUAGCUUGUGGAGCAGUCAUGGUACCAAGUACUAUGUUUAUGGGGCAGGUGGUUACGGCCUAUCCUACUUUUGCUGCACAGCAGCAGCAGCCACAAACAUUAUCAAUAACACAGCAGCAGCAGAGCCAGCAGGAGCAGCAGCAACAGCAGCAGCUUGCUACCAUUCAGCAGCCACCUCAGACUCAGCUGACUCAGCAUCCGCAGCAGUUUUUACAGACAUCUCGGUUGCUCCACGGAAACCAGUCAACUCAGCUUAUUCUCUCUGCUGCUUUCCCACUGCAACAAAGCACUUUCACCCCAUCACACCACCAGCAGCAUCAGUCCCAGCAGCAACAGCAGCAACCGCAGCAGAUUUCACGGCACAGAACUGACAGCAUGACUGAGCCUUCCAAAGUUCAGCCGCAAUAGCGUGGAGGCUCUGCUGCUUCCAAAGGCAAGCAAAGAGAAGAGGCUGCUCACACAUAGUUGCACUGGCGAUGAGAGAGAGGAGACUGCAGACUUCGCCAAGUGCAGUAUUGAAUAUUCAUCUAAAUGCUUGGAAUGUGUCUGCUGAGGAAAGAAUGUGAGAUGCUUCUGAAAGGUACCAUUGGUACAGAUCAGCAAAAAGGUGAUGGGGACGAGGCCAUGGCUCCCUUUGCCCCAGAGAUCUGGUUGCUCCAGCUUUUGUGUUUUGUUUUUCCUUCAAAGGCGUGUACUGCCACGUGUUAACUUGUCUGGAUCAAGUCUCAAAACUGAGUAGGGCACUUAAAUAAAUGUUUUUAGCAGUUCUCUCAGAUUAAGUGUUACAAUGGACAUGCUGUUGCUACAGCAGUUUGUUUUUUACAAUGCCUGCAAUUAUGCUCCAAAAGACAAUUUUUUUCAUAUUAUGGGACAGUAGAUAUUUUCAAAAUAUUGUGUGGAAUCAAAAUUUUCAUUGUACAGAUGAUGUAAAAUACUGUGUAUAUGUCUGGAUAAAAGGCAAGAGCAGAAUAUUUUAUAUGAUGCAUGGAACUGUUGGUUUGAAUAAGUUUUUCCCUGAAUUUUCACACAAUUGCUCAAACUACAAUUUUCAUCUGUUUUUACCUAUUCGUCUUCUAUGACACGCUCCAUCAUUCUCACCUGUAAUGUGGGCACAAGUCUCCUGUCUGUGCUUUAUCUGUGAUGUAAGAGUUUGUUCAAUGAGGUGAUAUAGUGUUCUGGUUUGUGGAAAUUUUGGAGUUAUAUUAUUGAUGAAACACUUUGAACUGUGAGUGGUUAUGCAUCAGAGUUCAAGGCAUUCAGUUUCUUAAAUAUCAUUUGUAAUUUCAUAGAUAUUUCAAUUUUUUUUCCGUUGAGGGAAAAAUAGGAAUUUGCACUGCUAUAUUGUGGAUGGUUUGGAAUUUUACUCCCCAAAGUUAUCUUUUGAUAUAAUUCAUAGUUGGAAAUAUUUAUGUAACAAAUAAGGUUUAAAAAUAUGAAAGAGAUUUUCAAGAAUGUCUCAAAUAUAGGAGUAAUUUGCACAAAAUAUAUUUGAAUUUAAUAAUUGUAGGCACUUUUUAACUUUCUCUGUGGUGAGAAAUGUGACUUCUCGGAAUAUGUUGGAAUCUUUUUAUUCUCCUUUGGAAAUUUUGUCCAUCAAUUAGUCAGAAAUGAUUCAGGGUUGUUUGAAACAAAACAGAACAAAAAUACCCAUAGUGCCUUGGUUUUGAUUCAGGUGAUAAUGUUAAAUAUAUCAAAUUACAGUCCGUUGAAUCCGUGGCCAUUUUUGAAGUCUUAGAACAUUGUUAACAAAGCAUGCUUCAUAUUUCUCUACUAUAUUUGUAUAUUCAAGUAUUUUGAAAAUUAUACUAAUUGAGAUCUGAAGUGUUUUGAAAACAUUGGCACUGUUUUAACCACUAACCCUGGUGCAUGCCAUUUAAAUAUUUUAUUUUUGAAGUAGCUGCCUGAUAAGAAGUGCAGUUCUCCUAAACGAUAUCAGUAUAGAGAUGAAUAGCAGUUAGUAUAAUUCCUUUGUUACUGAAAUUUAAUGGAAAAUAUUAAAAAGAGAUUGUCAGCACUUCAGCUUUUAAAAGGGAUAGUGUUAAACGAAGACUUCGGAUGGUAAAUUCACUUUAAAGAUAAUAAAAAGUUCCAACAGAAAUUCUGUACACUUAAAAAAAAAUACAGCAAGUAGAUUUUAUGGUACUAGUUUUAAAAACCACAUCUGCAGAGCAAAAUAGAUUGGGUGGCAAAAUGGGGGGGGAAUGGUUAGAGCAGGGAAUGUCUGAAUUAAGGAGUAUUAUAGAGGAGCUUUAUUAAUAUAACCAAAGUGCGGUGGGAUGCUAAGAUUGUAAUUCUGGGUAAACAAAGCCUGCAUAAAAAGCAACACCAUGUAGCAAAUGAUAGCAGCAAUGAUUUCCGUUCUAUGUUCCCUCCCCCUCCCCAUUACAACUAACAGUAGAACUACAGUGAAAAAAGACAAAAUUAUAAGGAAUCAACCAAAGAAUUGGGACUAGUUCAUUCCCUUUUAGCCAGGACAGAGAACCUAUAUUGGAAACCACCUGACUGUGUUCAUUAAAGGGACUUUGUG
Molecule: messenger RNA, 5002 nt
Organism: Heteronotia binoei (common prickly gecko)
Lineage: Eukaryota; Metazoa; Chordata; Lepidosauria; Squamata; Gekkonidae
Gene: CLOCK
Product: clock circadian regulator
Exons: 22
Coding region: 319-2883 (854 amino acids)
Biological process (GO): regulation of transcription by RNA polymerase II; circadian regulation of gene expression
Cellular component (GO): cytoplasm; CLOCK-BMAL transcription complex; nucleus
Molecular function (GO): protein dimerization activity; DNA-binding transcription factor activity, RNA polymerase II-specific; E-box binding
Source: RefSeq, a predicted model, not a curated record